This is a messenger RNA of Trichoplusia ni (cabbage looper), 898 nucleotides long. Its product is annotated as abscisic-aldehyde oxidase-like. The transcript is spliced from 5 exons. Gene Ontology annotation, molecular function: oxidoreductase activity; FAD binding; iron ion binding. NCBI's taxonomy places the organism in Eukaryota, Metazoa, Arthropoda, Insecta, Lepidoptera, Noctuidae. Bases 88 to 666 code for a protein of 192 amino acids. The record is from RefSeq and is a predicted model, not a curated record.
CAUGAGUCUCUUAAGAACUUGAGCUUGUGCAAGACCUCAAAGGGAGGCUGCUGCAAAUCAGGCUGUGAUGAUGAAGAGGACUGGUGCAUGGUUCGCGAAGAUGACUUGGGUGAAACUGAGACUAAGAAAAUUGUACUGAAAGAUGGCAAAAUCUGGUACAGACCUAGACUGCUUAAGGAUGUCUACCAAAUUCUUGGAGAAAACCUGGAAUCAUACAUGCUGGUCGGUGGUAAUACUGCCAAAGGAGCAUUUUUGAUUGCUGAAUACCCUAACGCUUUGAUUGACAUCACUGCUGUCCAAGAAUUGAGGACCAACGAAUUGGACCAGAACCUUGUUGUUGGUGCUGGACUCACCCUGACAGAGUUCAUGGAUAUCCUCAAGGAAGGCUCCAAAGUAGAAAACUUCAGCUAUUUCGAGAAACUGUACAACCACAUCGAAUUGGUGGCCCACAUUCCCAUUAGGAACGUCGGUACUAUUGGAGGAAACUUGAUGAUCAAGCACACAUACACUGUGUUCCAGUCUGACAUUUUCCUGCUGUUAGAUACCGUUGGAGCCCAAUUGACAAUCAGUGACUACAAAGGUAAACAAGAAGUAGUAACCAUGCAACACUUCUUGACAAUUGAUAUGAAAGGAAAAGUGAUCAUCAAUAUCAUGCUUCCUCCCUGAACAACACCUACAAACUUUACACUUACAAGCUCAUGCCUAGAGCUCAAAGUGCUCACGCGAUCGUGAACUGUGGAUUCCUCUACAAACUGAACUGCAAAAAUAUAGUUUGAAGACGCCAGGAUUACGUACGGAGCUCUUUCCACGAAGUUCACCAGGGCUCCAGCUACCGAGAAAUAUCUAGUUGGAAAGCCUUUGUUCACUAACGAUACCCCUGCAAGGAGCUCUCAGGGUU